This is a messenger RNA of Aureococcus anophagefferens, 2181 nucleotides long. RefSeq lists its product as hypothetical. Gene Ontology annotation, biological process: carbohydrate metabolic process. Lineage: Eukaryota; Pelagophyceae; Pelagomonadales; Pelagomonadaceae. The coding region runs from base 1 to 2181 and encodes 726 amino acids. Gene Ontology annotation, molecular function: hydrolase activity, hydrolyzing O-glycosyl compounds. The record is from RefSeq and is a predicted model, not a curated record. The transcript has 2 exons.
AUGGCCAAUUACACGGCCGUCGCCGCCGACGCCAACGCGCUCGUCGCCGAGAAGAAGUCGUGGAUGGCCCAGAACCGGGCCGCCGCCGCGGCGCUCGGCGUCUCCGGCGCGCUGCUCCUGGCGCUCGCCGUCUUCUACGCGACGAGCCGGUCGAGCGACGUCUUCUUCGAGGACUUCCACAGCAUCGACGCGGCGCGCUGGACCGUGGAGCGGUCGCUGGACGACGGGGGCAACGGCGAGUUCCAGGCCUACACGGACGACCCGGGCGUCAUCUUCGUGCGGAACGGCCGCCUCGUGAUCCAGCCCAAGCCCAUGUCCGCGGACGCGUGGUACCAGCUCUCGGGCCUCGACGCGAAGCUCGCGGACCCGGCGACGCCGGACGCGGACGUGGCGGCGCUCCACGCGCUGCGCGACAAGCUCGAGGCGCCCGGCGGCGUCCGCGGCGCGCUCGACGACGGCACGGAGCUCGCGGUCGAGGGCUGCACCGUGCCCGCGGCGGACGCGGCCGGUGCGCCCCAGAAGUGCGCCCACGCGGGCAAGUGGGACGAGCCCCUGCCGCCCGUCGUCUCCGCGCGCCUGAGCAGCAAGGGCAAGUUCCAGUUCAGGCACGGCCGCGUCGAGGCGCGGCUCCGGCUGCCCGUGGGCGACUGGGUCUGGCCCGCGUUCUGGCUCCUGCCGGCGGAGAACGCCUACGGGCCCUGGCCCUUCAGCGGCGAGAUCGACCUGCUCGAGGCGCGGGGCAACGACGCGGAUUUUGAAGUUGUCGGGUCCUCGCAGAGCGGCAAAGCGGGCUUCGACCGCCUCGCGGCGACGGUCCACUGCGCGGACGCGGGCGGCGGCGACACGUUCUCCAUCGGGAACACGACGAUCUGGCCGUCGCAAUCGAACAAUUUCAAGGCGCUCGAGGACGCGGACGGCUUCGUGAUCAUCGGCCUCGACUGGCGGCCCGGCUCCGUGCGGACCUACGCGCGCGAGGGGCCGGGCCUCGCACAGGAGCGGACCCUGGCGACCUGGCCGGGGGCCAAGGGGCCCUACUGCGAGAACGACGCCUACGACGGCCACCCGGACGCGCCCUUCGACGCCGAGUUCUACUUCGUCAUCAACGUCGCCGUCGGCGGCUCCGCGGGAGGCGGCGUCGCGUACUGGGGGGAGGAGGUGCUCUGGAAGGGCUGCGACCACCCGCACAUGUGCGACCCGCGGACGGCCUUCGCCGACGAGGAGGCGGCCUGGAUCCCGACGUGGACGCGGCCGCUCGAGGUCGACUGGAUCCGCGUGACGAAGGCGCUGGCGUCGUCGCCGGGCAUGCCGGAGAAGCGCGCGCUCGCGGGCGGCAUGCGCCUCCCGGAGCGGCUGCUCGACGUCGUGGAGUUCGAGGGCCUCGAGUCGCCUAGGAAGCGCGCGUCCUUCGACCGGGGCUCGCACCGCGCGUCGCGGGAGAUCGAGAUCAGCCUCGGCAGCCCCUGCGUCCACGGCUCCCCGGACGCGCCCUGGCAGCUCGGCGGCCUCGACGCGUCCCUGCCCCGGAGCCCGAACGGCACGAUCCAGGUCGAGGACCCGCUCGAGGAGGCCGCGCGCGAGCACCGAGAGCGGACGCGGGCCGCGGCCGGGCCGCCGCCGGCCGGGGCCCCGCCGGCGGCCGAAGCCCCGCCGGUGCGCCGCAUGUCCACGGGCACGGACCAGCGGGCGCCGGACCCGCUCGCGCCGCGCGCGGGGCCGCCGAAGGCGCGGCGCGCGAGCGAGAGCUCCGUCGCCCCUUCGCUCCCGAAGCGCAACAGCGAGCCCGCGCUGUCGGCGCUCCAGGACGUCGUCUGCAGCGGCCGCCGGGGCCUCGAGCGGAGCAAGUCCGCCGGCACGGGCCGGUCCCUCCGGAGGACGAAGUCGAAGGGCCGCACGGAGUCGGUCAUCCUGCUGCCGGGCACGACCGUCGACGACACGGACUUCGACGACUGGAAGAUCUUGGAUCCGAGCCACAUUAUCAGCCGCAGCCCCGUGCCCCCGAGCCGCGAGCUCGGCCCGAACCCCGUGUCGCCGUCGGCCGAGCUCUGGGACCCCGCGGGCCUCCGGCGCCCGAAGCCCUGGGACGCGCCGCGCGCGGGCGAGCCGGCGCCGCCCGCCGACGCGCCCGCGGCGCCGGGGGCGCCGCCGGCCGACGCGCCCGGGGGCGCUGAGUGGGACGCGUAG